This is a messenger RNA of Dentiscutata heterogama, 1896 nucleotides long. NCBI's taxonomy places the organism in Eukaryota, Fungi, Glomeromycota, Glomeromycetes, Diversisporales, Gigasporaceae. The record is from the annotation of a GenBank genome assembly.
AUGAAUAUUCAUCGACUUCUCGAUAAUUCUGAAGAGGUUUAUUCUUCCGUUGUAUUUAAUAAAGAAUUCGAUGAAGAUAAUAAUCAAGAAUAUAUUAAUCAAGAGACACCAGAAAAUAAGAAUGUUGGACCUGACUUUAUUUUUAGUGGAAAUUUAUCGGCUUAUGAUUACUUCGCAAGUCGUGAUAAUCGAAAUUCAUCUGGUCAUACCUUAUCAACGUUAACUUCAUUCAUUCGACCCUAUGAAUUUUCACCUUUGUCUCCACCAACUAAUAGUAAAGAAAAAAACAUUUAUUAUGAACCACGAGAGAGACUUUUACUUGAUGGUGCAGAGCUUUGGUCUCAAUUUUAUCGUGUUGAAAACGAAAUGAUCAUUACAAAAUCGGGCAGAUGCAUGUUUCCAUUAUUAAAAUAUAAACCUGUGAAUCUUGAUCCAUCUGCUAAAUAUUCUUUUAUCGUUGAUUUUAUUCAAGUAUCUCCUACUCGCUUUCGAUUUAAAAAGGGUAGUUGGGUUUCUAUUGGUAUUGAUAAACGUAAAUUUUCUCUAAACAAUUUGGGUAAUCGAAACGGGAGGAUUAAAACUGGCAUGGUCGGCGGUCGUCCAUUUACACAUCCUGAUUCCCCACAGUCAGGUGCCUAUUGGAUGGAUUCUGGUGUCAAUUUCCCAAAAAUUAAGCUCACAAAUCGUCCAUGUCAUAAUAAUCAAUCAAAAUCGAAAAAACGAGGACGCCCACGAAAUUCUGGACCGAAUAAUUCAUCUUCUUUACCUGAUGGUCAUUUUUGUUUGACCUCUUUCCAUAAAUAUCAACCUCGCGUGAAAAUGAUUAAACAUGCGACUGAUAUUAAUGACCACGAUCAAGAGAUAAUCACUGCAUUCGAAGAAACUACUUUUAUUGCUGUUACUCAUUAUCAAAAUGAUGCUGUUAAUUCUUUAAAGAAAAAUUAUAAUCCUCACGCUAAAGGAUUUAAGGAUAUGGAUUCCAAAGAUUUGGACUGUGAUCAAUUAUAUUAUUCUGAUGAAACUGAAAUUUCAGAUAAUGAGUCCCAAAAUGAAUUUGAUUCUGAUUUCGACCGUGCUGAUGAAAAUGAUAAUCUUCGAAACAAAAUUAGAUUAGAUAAUGAUUCUUUUUUUAAGUCGACUUCUUCAAGUGGUAGCAUGGAUCUUUUAACGUCUGAAAAGUCUGGUACGGCAACAAAAAAAAUUAGACCAAAUUUUACAAGACAUGUUUCAGCUGAAGAAAUUAGAACUCGCCAGACGGGUAUUUAUCACAGUAAUAAUCGCACGAAAGUUACAAAAUACACAUCGAAGGAUCAAUAUGCUAUAUCUGAAAAUAUUAUUCCUAAUCAUGAGACUCAUAAUUGGUUAGAUUUAAAUAUUAGUUCCAACUUGAAAAAUACGUCUUCUAAACAUCGACCAAAACUUGAUAAAUCCAUUUCAAUACCAUCUUUCAAAUUUUUCGAUCCAUUUAAUAAAAGCCUUAUUACUCCAAUUUCCCCACAUAAGAUUGAUCAACAACCAACUGCGACUGGAUUUCCCUGGAUUACUAAACAUACUCAUAACGAAUAUGGUAGGGACACUAAUAUGACACAAAGGCAAUAUAAGUUAAACGCCUUUCAGCCAAAAGAUGGAUCAAAAGAUGAAUCAGAUGAUGAAUUACCGCAACGAUGUGCUCCACACCAAAAUACACCUCAAUGGGCAUUUCCAGUUACUCCACCAACACCAAUUUCUCCUAACGGCAAGGGCUUCACAACCUCUCCUCCUAUUAAUCCUUAUUUGUCUCGUCUCGAACGUGCUGAAAAUGAAAACAUGAAAUUGAGAGAAUUCAUUCGUGAAAGAUACGGUAUUGAAGCAGAAAAAGAAGCCGACGCUGUGGUCGCUCUUGGAAGAAAUUCAUAA